CUCGAAUGGUGUGAAGCCCCACAUGAAGGACUCAGACGUCCGGGAAUGACAGCCGCUGUCACCGGGAGUGACAGCUUUCACUCUGACCUGCUCCGCUAGAACUACUCCAGCUGACACCCAUCACUGAUCCGGAUCGGAUCCAGCCAGAUCAGGACUAUGCCAGAGAUGGAGAAAGGGAGACCACCGGAAAAUAAACGCAGCAGGAAACCCGCGCACCCCGUAAAGAGGGAGAUCAACCAGGAGAUGAAGACGUUUGCAGAGAGCACCAUGAACGAGCUCCUGGGAUGGUACGGCUACGACAAGGUAGAUCUCAGAGAGUCAGAGGCCAAUGAGAUCAGAAACUACAGAGAGAGGCGUCAGCAUGUGUCCGUGCUAAAAGAAAACUCAUUGCCAAAACCCAAGAGCCUGGACACCAAAGUCAGUCAUUCAGUCCUGGCCAUGAAGUGCGGAGAGAGAGACUCCUCCAGCGUCCCCUCCUCUUCGCCAUCCUCUUCAUCGACAAGUUCAUCCCUGACCACCCCCAAGGAGCACAAGAGUGCCCCAGUCAUUGUCCCCCUUAUAAAGCCAUCAGCAGUGGAAGAUGUACAGAAUGUGCAGAUAGUGUGUGUCUGGUGCCAGAAGGAAGGUGUAAAACGCUACUCUCUAUGCAUGGGCUCAGAGCUCAAGAGCUUCUGCAGUGAGAAGUGUUUUGCCGCCUGCAGACGGGCAUACUUCAAACGCAACAAGGCCAGAGAUGAAGACCUCCAUGGUGAGAGAUCCCCUCAGCACCCCCAUACAGAGGACUCGCCCAGACUGGUGUUGAAAAUAAACAGCAAUGUCAGAUCUCUCUCUCCUGUGCCACAGGUAUGUGAUUGGUGCAAGCAUGUCCGUCACACUAAAGAGUACUUGGACUUUGGAUCCGGUGAGGAACGUCUCCAGUUCUGCAGCACCAAGUGUCUGAAUCAGUACAAGAUGGAUGUUUUCUACAGAGAAGCACGCGCAGCUCUCACCAGCACCAGCUCCAGCCCAAGCAGAACCAGUCAGGAGGGGAGGGCGGAGAGCUGUGUCGCCGGGCAAAAGCUACUCACUCCCGAGUCCUGGAACAGCAGCAACAGCAUAGGGGAAGCGCGUCAUAGAAACCUCUCCCCUAAAGGGCCAGCGCUAAUCCAUGGUUCAGCAGAAUCCACCUCCAUCUCCUCCUCAGAAGCAUCCUCUUCUUCCUCUUCCAAGGUCCCUGUCUCUGGGCUGAGAACCCUGGAGAGACCCAUCCAGCCUCCUCCACAUCCGCCUGCUGUGGAGGUGUCACCCCACACUGCACCCCUUCCUCCUCCACCUCCGCCUCGCCCCCCUCUGGAACAUCAGCCGCUGCCUCAGAUCCCCAUCCCCUUCAUCAGACCUCCUCUUCAUGCACAGGGCAUGAAAAGCCCCCUUGCCAACCCUCCCAGACACCCAGGUCCCCCCUCCAGCCCUAUCCACAGACCCCCCCACUCUCCUCACCUGCAGCCCCCCACCUCCUCUUCUAUGAAUCCCCCUGGACUGAUGCAUCCCUUCCCAGGAGCCUACUUUCCUGGCUUGCACUCCCCUCCUCUGAAUAUGAUGCCAAGAGGUCCCGUCCCAAUGCCUCCCAUAAUGAACUUUGGUAUUCCUUCCUUUAGCCCUCUCCUGCCCCAGCCCACUGUCCUGGUCCCUUAUCCCAUCAUUGUUCCCUUGCCUGUUCCCAUACCCAUUCCUAUCCCUAUUCCAGUCCCUUCAAAAGCAACCUUAGAAACUCCAAGUCACAGUGGAGUUAUCCAGCCUGUGCCAGAGGGGGUAGACAGGGGCAGAUCCAGGGUUACCAGGCUGCCAUCUCCAGGGAUCCCUGAAGGGGACAGCAGAUCAGUAGCCAACAAGUUGGGUGGAACCUUGACUCAAGGUCUCCCCUCGCCAACUGAGCCCAACACAGAUUGGGUUAAAUCAGAGAGGCCAUUCCCAUCCCCAACGUCCACACUCAACAGUGGAACAUCCUCUCCCAGAGCACAGUACAAUGAAUCCCCCUGCUCCGCUCCAGGGUCGGAGGGGCUGACAGACUAUAAGCAGCAGCAGUCAGAGCGACAAGUCAUCCAAAGGGUUCUUCAAAGAACCCAAGUCAAGAUGGAGCCCAGUGCCAAUGGAGUGGUGGACCUAUCAGGGCUGGGGGAGUCAGGAACUGGGCAGGGUACCAGGUCAGGGCUCCACGACAUCAUCAGACCCACCCCUCCUCUACCACAGUCCCCUUCACAUGACACUGUCUACCACCACCUGGACUCUCACACGCCACCUUCACACACCCCACCCAGCCCCACAGGGAACAGCCAUCUGAACGAUGUCACGUCCUCUGCCCUGAAAUCUCAGGACCACAGUCCAAACAGGAUGUCCUCCUCAUCCACACCCUCCAGUCCAGACUCCUCCCUACCGCAGAGAGUAACAGCACCACCCCCAGACCCCACUAUCAGUGAGCUGGAGGCCAUCAAAGAGAACAAGUGCUCUGUUGUCGGCCCAGUGCGGGUUGAGGGCCCCGUCAGUCAGUCGGAAGAGCCCUUAGCGGGAGUCGGGGAUGUAGGAGAAGACCCCCAUGUUCCUGAUGAGGACCAUGCCUAUGCCCUGCCCACAGCACCAAAGACAGGUGGGACCACCACCCCGCUGCUCUUGCCCAAACUCAGGGACAAGGGUAGCCUGCGAAGCCCUGCUAAUUUGCCCAGCGCUGGAGACAUGGAGCCAGCUCUGAAGAGGCGAUGUCUACGAAUCCGAGAUCAGAAUAAGUAGAGGAUGGAGACUCCCUGUUUAACACUGUAUGGCAGUGCCAGAUUCAGUGCCACGCCCUCUUGUGGACAACACCAGUGCUAACACCCUCCAGCCUGUCCCUCAGCCUGUCAGCCCACCAGUGUCGCUCUGCCUGUAGACCAGCAGGGUGCCAACCCAGGAAGCGGUCCAGAUGGCCACACUAUCACAAGUCAACGUUGGGGGACGAACACAACACAGUCACACAUUUUGUCUUGGACCAAAGAGUAUUGCUGGCUUGUGUGUUAUGUUGUGUUCAGUGAGUGUUUGAUACGGAGCAUCUCAGAUCUUCUUGCCCCAAAGUGUGUCUCUGUGUGUGUAUGUGUGUGCACGAGUUAGUGCGGCUGCCCAGAUGCGCUCCUCCUCCUCCUCCUCCUCCUCCUCCUCUCCUUGCUCCACACAGCAGACAGAGCUGUGAUCAGCCUUGUGUGGUCUUCUCAGAUGGAACCUGAACAUGAUCUCUUUCCAGGGGAAACGGUUUGUUUUCUCUGCCUGGCUUGCACAAAGAGCCACAUUGUUCCUCUCCCCAUAUCCCACGCUGACUCCCCACUCCAGGUUUUGGGUUACCUGGCCGACGGGGGCUCAGACUUCAGGAGUUUUUUUUUUUUCUUUUUUGACCGACAGCCAGGAAUAUAGUAUACCCUUCUCCUCUCCACCUCUCCACCCCAAUCUAAAUACAGUACACACCACACGCUCUGAGGUUUGAUUCCUCACAACUGAUUGCCUGUGAUUUCCUUCUCUGCUCACUUCCUUCAAGGGAGGAGAGAAAUUCUGCUGAGAUUAAGACUUAAUCCUUGGGCAGUUUACACACUGUGCAGAGAGAGUCUGGCUGGGCUGUUAAGACAGACGACUGAGCAGUAUCACGCAAUCUCUGAGGGGGAGAGGAUGCUUCCUCUGCCUCCUCAAAAACAAUAACAUGAUACAAAAACAUAUAGUAUAUAUAUGAGGGGAAGCCUACUGAUAUACAGUAGCUGAGACGGUCUGUGAACACUUUAGUCGUCCUGAUGACGCUGGUACAGAAAUGUGUGAUUUGCAGAUCCGCCCUCACCAUUCACCUGAUCCGCCAAAGCUUUAACAGCAGAAUCACAAUUUGAAUCAUUUUUUGCCAUGCAUAUUCAUGGAAACAUUUCAAUCAUGAACAUUCACGGCACAUGACAGUUUAACUGGUCCUGAUUCUGAUUUUUUUUCUUUAUGUUGCUGGCCCU
Molecule: messenger RNA, 3980 nt
Organism: Seriola dumerili (greater amberjack)
Lineage: Eukaryota; Metazoa; Chordata; Actinopteri; Carangiformes; Carangidae
Product: sine oculis-binding protein homolog
Exons: 7
Coding region: 157-2760 (867 amino acids)
Biological process (GO): animal organ development
Cellular component (GO): nucleus
Source: RefSeq, a predicted model, not a curated record